Messenger RNA from Tuber melanosporum (Perigord truffle), 1114 nucleotides. RefSeq lists its product as uncharacterized. The record is from RefSeq and is a predicted model, not a curated record. Gene Ontology annotation, molecular function: SNAP receptor activity. The coding region runs from base 67 to 954 and encodes 295 amino acids. Gene Ontology annotation, cellular component: endoplasmic reticulum; SNARE complex. Gene Ontology annotation, biological process: retrograde vesicle-mediated transport, Golgi to endoplasmic reticulum. NCBI's taxonomy places the organism in Eukaryota, Fungi, Ascomycota, Pezizomycetes, Pezizales, Tuberaceae. The transcript has a single exon.
CAGCACCCAACUCUCCCUCCAUCCCUCCUUCCCCCCACCCCACCAAACAAACGGACAAACAUCACUAUGGCCCUCCCUAUCGCCGCCACAGAAUCGACAAUAACCACAAAAAACUUGACCCGCCUCCUCUCCCGCCUCGACUCAAAACUCGCAUCCCGAAAAGCCGCGCCCCUCUCCACGGUCGACCGCGCAAAGUUCGCCGCGAACCUUGAGUACGCCCGACAACUCCUCCUCUCGCUGGAAAGCGAACCAUCACUCAUUCGGAAUGCGUCCACGCGGCAGAGCGUGCUUUCUGGACUGGGCGUCCAGAAGCAAGCUAUUCGAAGGCUGAACGAGCAGUUGCUUGUUAUGGCUGCUGAGGGGGAGGAGGAAGGAGGGGGCUCUACUGAUGACGACAGCGAUGGGGAGGAGGAAGAAGAGGUAAAAGAGGUAUCCGCGCUCCCAGCGCAAGUAAACGGCGGAGAACGCCCACAGCAGUCGGAAAGCAUCCCUGCGCCCGCAACAACCACAACCUCUACCCUCCGAAAUCGCUUCCAACAACCAACCACCACCCCCACCAACCAUCACCAGCGCGAGCAACUCUUCCCUCCCCGCCCCGACCCAACCGCAGCAGCCACCGACACCAACACCGACACCGAGAAGCACCUCGACCACCAACGCGCCGAGCAGGAGCACAUAACCGCAGAUAUGCUCUCGCUCGCUCAGGCGCUCAAGCAGUCCUCCCUGCGCUUCGGCAGCGAGUUGGAGAACGAGAAGGUGUUGCUGGACAUGGCGCGGGAAGGGCUCGACAAGAAUGCCUUGGGGAUCGAAGGCACCGGGAUGAAGUUGAAGGCGCUAAGGCAGGAUGAGAGUGUGGGGUUUUUGUGGUCGAUUCUGUAUCCUGUCAUUAUUGUCGGGUUGGCUUUCAUGGUGCUCUUUGUACUAUUUUUUGCGCCCAAGUUGAGGUGGUGGUAGGAGGCUCUGGAAGAAUAGAGGGGGCUGUGAGGUUACAAGGUAAUGGGUGUACGAUGAGAUUAUGAUGGAUGAGGUUGUUGUAAUACAGUACCGGUUCGUUGGCUGGUUGGAUAGGUUUACUGGGCUUUGCACGAAUAUACUUCAGAUUUCUUCUGUGAAC